AAUAAUAUUUUUUAACUACAGUUUGGUAAAAUAAUUUAGACAUAGAUUCUUCACAGUUCCUUUUUCAGUCAAAAUUAUAUUGUUCCCAUUCAACUUAUCAAUUUACCAAAGUUCAAAAUGAUGAAUUUCCUGGGUAAUGAGCUUGAAUCGUGCAGCGAAAGCACAGCCGCAGCAGUUUGCGACGCCACUGGUCGUGUUCCGAGUAACGGACAGCAAUUUCAUAAUGAUGUGCACUCGAAAGAAGCAUUUUCUUUGAUGAAUCAGCUCCGCAAAAAUCGGGUUAUGUGUGAUGUUCUUCUUGUUGCCGAGGGAGCAGAAGUCCCAGUUCAUAAACUAAUAAUGGCUUCAGUUUCUCCCUAUUUUAUGGCUAUGUUUGGUGGAAAAAUGUCUGAGUGUCGAGCGGAUCGUGUAAAAUUAAACGGAAUAAACGGUGAUGCUUUGAAAGAGCUUGUGGAAUAUGUCUACACUGCUCAAAUUGAAAUUACAGAAGAAAACGUUCAGAAUCUCCUUCCUGCUGCAAGUUUAUUGGAACUAACCUACGUUCGAGAGUCAUGUUGUUUCUUUCUCCAAUCACAAUUACACCCCACAAAUUGUCUUGGAAUUCGUCAGUUUGCGGAUAUCCAUGCUUGUACUGAUCUACAUGAUCAAGCAAAGUCGUUCACAGAACAACAUUUCACUGAUGUCGUACACGGUGAAGAGUUUCACAAUUUGUCUUGCGAACAAGUAUGCGAUCUCAUCAACAGCGAUCGUUUGUCCGUGGCGUCAGAGGAAAAAGUCUUCGAAGCUGUCAUAAGCUGGGUUAAGAGUGGAAUUGGAGACAGGGCCGAGCUGAUGCCUUCAUUAUUAGAACACGUCCGACUCCCACUACUUUCCCGUGAAUUUCUUGUCGAGCGAGUAGAGCAAGAAACACUGAUUAAAAACAACAACGCAUGCAAGGACUAUCUCAUAGAAGCAAUGAAAUACCAUCUCUUGAACUCAGAUCAACGUGCUCUCAUGUCUAACCCGAGGACAAGACCUAGAGUUCCACCAGGUCUCUCAAAAGUUCUCUAUGUUGUUGGCGGCCAAGCACCGAAAGCAAUAAGAUCUGUGGAAAGUUUUGAUUACAAGGAGGAAAGCUGGAAGCAUGUUGCUGAAAUGUCUACAAGAAGAUGCAGAGCAGGAGUUUCAGUUUACCAAGGCCAUAUUUGGGCUGUUGGGGGUUUCAAUGGCUCUUUGCGAGUUCGUACCGUGGAUAUAUACGACCCAAUCAAAGACUGUUGGACCAGUGGACCUCAUAUGGAAGCGCGCAGAUCAACACUAGGGGCCGCUGUUCUAGGCGGUAUGCUGUACGCUGUAGGAGGAUUCGAUGGUUCCACAGGUCUCAACUCAACCGAAGUUUUUGAUGCGAAAUUGAAUGAAUGGCGAACAUGCACUCCCAUGAAUACUCGACGCAGCAGUGUUGGAGUUGGAGUCGUUGGAUUUCUGCUAUACGCAGUUGGCGGUUAUGACGGGGUCUCUCGUAACUGCCUAUCAUCAGUUGAAUGCUUCAGCCCUCAUACAAAGGAAUGGGUUUUUGUGGCGGAAAUGAGUACACGACGUAGCGGAGCUGGAGUUGGCGUUAUUGACGGACUCUUAUAUGCUGUUGGGGGUCAUGAUGGCCCUCUUGUAAAAAAGAGUGCGGAAGUGUAUAAUCCUGCAACAGACCAUUGGGAGCCUAUUGCUGAUAUGAAUAUGUGUCGUCGUAACGCAGGUGUUGCGGCCGUUAACGGACUUUUGUAUGUGGUAGGAGGGGACGACGGGUCUUCGAAUUUGGUAACAGUCGAGUGUUACAACCCAAAAAUGAAUGUUUGGUGCCUUUUGCCCACGACUAUGAGUACAGGCCGCUCUUAUGCUGGUGUGGCCGUAAUUGAUAAGAUGAGUAUAUGAACAUUAUAUCUUAACUGAUAAUACUUCAUGAUGUAAUCAAAAUAACCUCAUUGCAAUUUUAAACAGUUGUUUUGAAUCUAACAUGGCUUCAUCCAGGCUGGCAGACACCGUGGCCGUAAUCUCGAAAUUUAGCGAAAAUUUUCUUAACUGGGGGCUGGGUCAACCCAAGGGCAGUUGAAGGCGGGCUGCAAUGUUCAUCGCAAAACUGAUUUUACUUAUCCUUUUACAAGCACCCCCCCUUCCCAGUUCUUCCUAGUUUCAUUGCUUGAGGGUAUUUCACAAGGUGUUUUCAUUUUCUUGAGCAUGAAUUGUUUAAACGUAAUGCAAUUUGGAAUC
This is a messenger RNA of Styela clava, 2241 nucleotides long. Its product is annotated as kelch-like protein 3. The record is from RefSeq and is a predicted model, not a curated record. Lineage: Eukaryota; Metazoa; Chordata; Ascidiacea; Stolidobranchia; Styelidae. Gene Ontology annotation, molecular function: protein binding.